AUGGGCUCCAAGACAGCCGAGAAUGACAACGAGGGAGGUGGUAAUGCUCCUCCCAGCUCAACAAAAGCGAAUGCCACUGGUGGAGAACCACGGGGAGCCCAUUGGUCCCGUGAUGGUGAUGGCACACUUGGAGAAGGAGAUGCAGACGACGAUGCCGACGGCGACAAUACCCCCUGCACCCCUACCUUGGUGAUUACGCAAACUGCACCCUCAACAAAUACGAAGAAAAAGCGCAAAAGGACUAAGAAGAAGUCUUCUGUGUUGAAACAAUCUUCACCACCGCGGGUUCCUCUUGCCGAUCUCUUCCCUGAUCGGCAAUAUCCACAUGGCGAAUCUCAAAUCUAUGAGUCUGUGGUCGAAAAUACGGCCCGAACAACCGCCGAGGAAGUCCGACACCAGGCCCGUCAUCACAUAGAAGAUGACACCUUCUUGAAUGACUAUCGGAAGGCCGCGGAGAUACACCGUCAAGUCCGACGCUGGACGCAAGAGAGCGUGCGCCCGGGCCAGACCCUCACGGAGAUUGCUGUGGAAAUCGAGGAUGGUGUUAGAGCGUUGCUCGACAAUACCGGCCUUGAGACUGGCCAAGGUCUCGUAUCAGGAAUGGGCUUCCCCACGGGCCUGUCACUGAACAAUUGUGUUGCACACUAUACGCCAAACCCAGGCCAAAAGGAUGUGGUCCUCGACGCGAGCGACGUCAUGAAAGUCGAUUUUGGCGUUCAUAUAAACGGCUGGAUUGUUGACAGUGCUUUCACAAUGUCCUUUGAUCCAACCUACGACAAUCUGCUUGCUGCUGUCAAGGAUGCGACCAAUACCGGCAUCAAGAAUGCCGGGGUCGAUGUCCGCAUUAGCGAUGUCAGCGCUGCCAUACAGGAAGCAAUGGAAAGCUACGAGGUCGACAUCAAUGGUCGGACGUUCCCUGUCAAGGCAGUGCGCAACAUCACUGGACACAAUAUUGAGCAGUAUCGCAUUCACGCCGGAAAGUCUAUACCAUUUGUCAAGAACAAUGACAACACUAAGAUGGAACUGGGAGAGAUAUUUGCCAUUGAGACGUUUGGGACAACUGGUCGUGGUCAUCUCUUUGAAGGAACUGGGGUCUAUGGUUAUGGUAAAGACCCAUCCGCACCAAAAAAGAUCACAUCCCAUCUUGCCAGUGCCAAAUCCUUGUAUCAGAAAAUCAACGAAAAUUUUGGCUCACUUGUCUUCUGCCGCCGCUAUCUUGAACGGCUUGGCGUCGAACGGUAUCUGGCUGGUAUGAAUAGCCUAGUGUCCAACGGCUAUGUUGAAGUCUACGAGCCCCUGAUGGACGUUAAAGGAUCAUAUUCCGCGCAGUUUGAACAUACCAUUCUAUUACGAGAAUCAGGCAAGGAAGUGAUCAGUCGUGGAGACGACUAUUGA
This is a messenger RNA of Penicillium concentricum, 1395 nucleotides long. Its product is annotated as Winged helix-turn-helix transcription repressor DNA-binding. NCBI's taxonomy places the organism in Eukaryota, Fungi, Ascomycota, Eurotiomycetes, Eurotiales, Aspergillaceae. The transcript has 6 exons. The record is from RefSeq and is a predicted model, not a curated record. Gene Ontology annotation, molecular function: metalloaminopeptidase activity. Bases 1 to 1395 code for a protein of 464 amino acids. Gene Ontology annotation, biological process: proteolysis.